This is a messenger RNA of Heteronotia binoei (common prickly gecko), 2117 nucleotides long. It is a transcript of the gene TMEM260, whose product is annotated as transmembrane protein 260. The transcript has 16 exons. The coding region runs from base 12 to 2099 and encodes 695 amino acids. The record is from RefSeq and is a predicted model, not a curated record. Lineage: Eukaryota; Metazoa; Chordata; Lepidosauria; Squamata; Gekkonidae.
GUGGGGCUCCAAUGGGGCGGCUUGGCGAGGCGAGCGCGGUGAGUGCGGCGGUGGCGGCUUUGUAUGUGGCCAGCCUGCCCCCGUCCGUGCCCGGGGGAGACUCCGGGGAGCUGAUCACUGCCGCCUAUGAGCUUGGAGUCGCUCACCCCCCUGGCUAUCCUCUGUUCACCCUUCUGGCUAAACUGGCGAUCGAGCUGUUCCCUUUUGGUUCCGUUGCGUAUCGGGUGAACCUUCUCUGCGCGGUGCUGGGGGCGGCAGCAGCGUCUCUUCUCUUUGACACCGUUUCCAGGCUUUCCGGCGUACAGGCUGCAGGCAUCUUUGCCGCGGGGAUGUUUGCAUUCGCUCGCCUCACAUGGCAGUGGUCCAUCGCGGCGGAGGUUUUCAGCUUGAACAAUCUGUUUGUGGGGCUGCUGUUGGCGCUCUCCGUGCGCUUCGAGGAGGCGGCUUCCCCAGAGGAGAGAUCAAAGAUCUGUAAGGUUGGAGCCUUUUGCUGUGGUCUGAGUUUGUGCAACCAGCACACCAUUGUGCUUUAUGUGCUCUGCGUAGUACUGUGGGUUUUCUCUCGCUUGUUCAGGGAAGGGGAAUUGACUCCGGGCCGCGUGCUGAAGUUGACUCUCUGCUUCUUGGCUGGCUGCCUCCCUUAUCUCUACUUGCCUGCCUCUUCCUACCUCAACAAAGCCCGCUGGACCUGGGGAGACCAGACGACUCUGAAAGGAUUUAUGACCCACCUUCUUAGGGAAGAAUAUGGAACGUUCAAUCUGGCGAAAUCAGAAAACGGAUCCAGUACGACUGAUAUAUUGCUUUUCCAAGUGACUCAAAUGAAGGCAGAGCUUUCCCUCGUCGUCCCGGCUCUUGCGAUCGCCGCUUGCCUGUGUGCCUCAGCGAGGCUGAAGGUAAAGAGGCCACAUCUGGUGUACCUGUUUACUUUGAUGCUCUUCUCGUACUCAUUUUUCUUUGCUUGGAGAGCAAACUUGGACAUUUCAAAACCUCUCUUUAUGGGCGUGGUGGAGAGAUUCUGGAUGCAGAGCAAUGCAGUCAUUGCGGUUCUGGCUGGCCUUGGAUUGUCCUCCCUCUUUUCUCUGGCUGAGGCUCUACUUGCGAACCGCCGAAUUUUUCAGUGCUUGGAAUGGAUAGUAGCUACCAUUCUCGUUACGGGACAGAUCUACACCAAUUACAGCCUCUGUGACCAAAGCCGCAAUUAUGUCGUCGACCAAUUCGCAAGGAACGUUUUGUCCUCCAUGCCGCCAGACGCCAUCAUUCUUUUGAGAGGAGACUUGCCAGGGAAUUCUCUUCGUUACCUUCAUUACUGUGAGGGAGCGAGACCGGAUGUUACCUUAGUUGAUCAAGAGAUGAUGACUUACCCCUGGUACUUGCCAAAGAUUGCUAAACAUCUCCCCAGGGUGGUCUUCCCAGGGGAUCGAUGGAAUCCUGCGGAGGGGCUGUUGCCAGAUGGAUCAGUCACCUUUCAUCUGCGUCAUUUUCUCAAAGUAAAUAAACACAGGGAAACCUUCGUCUGCAUAGGACUUCAUGAGGGCGACCCCACCUGGAAAAAGGACUAUUUGCUUUGGCCCUGGGGCUCCUGUGAGAAGCUGGUGCCUUCGGAAACUCCCUUCGACCCUGUGGAGUGGAUCCGCCGUACCCAAAACCUCUACAAUUGGAGUGAGGCGUAUGGGAGGUUUGAUUCAUCUACGUGGGAAGCUGUAGCAAAUGAAGAGAUGUGGCAAGCCAGGAUGAAAACCGCCUUCUUCCUGUUCGGCCUUGCGGAAACGCCGUCCUUAGCCAGGGAUGUCAAAGCACAACUAUAUACCCUGUCGUACAAGCUGUACAAGGAAAUCGUAAGCGCACACAGAACACACCCGUCGAAUUGGCAUAAAAAUUAUGCAAUCGCGUGUGAGAGGAUGUUGCGCCUUAACCCGGAAGGGGAGGACCCGGAAGAAUUGCUGUUGGACACCAUCAAGCACUUCCACCUUUACGUGGAGGAGGCAGCUGACGAUCCCCAGCAAGACAGUAUUUUGGAAGCCGUAAAGCACCUGAGGAAAGAACUUUGGGACCUGAGGAAAAAGAAGGGAGGAAUCAAGAAGCAGGACGUACCAAACUGACUUUGUGACGCGCCACUG